CAUGUCAACAGUUCCACCUAUAAAAUGUCCAACUCAUAAAGAUUACUUCAUAACAAAUAUGUGCAUAUUGAAAUAAUGCACUGAACCUCUAUGUCCUGAAUGCAUACCAAGACAUAUAAAGGAGCACGCUGCAAAUGGAUAGAUUCCAUAGAUAGAAAAUAUAUAAAACGUUAGAUAAGAAUAGAAAGCAAUGGUAUUCGACAUAGUGUAGAAGUUAAAUGAAUAAAUGUUUUUGUUAAGUAGCACAGAUGAAAUGGUGAUUAUGAAUAAUUUGUUUAUGAAGUUGGAAUAAACAAAAUAAGAAAUCAUAAAAUCUAUAAAUACGAGAUUCGAAGAAUAUAAACAAGAUUUAUAGAAUAAAUUUAGAGAAGUGAGAGGCAGUAAACAUGAUAACAGUAAAGAAAGUAUUGAUCUGGUUAAGAUGGUAUUGAUUUAAUGAAUAUAAUAUAGUAAUUAUAAAGGAUGGAUAAUUUGCUUAACAAAUUUGAAAGCAGUGAGUAUAUUUAAGCAAUUUUGGAAACUUUUUUUAAUGAAAUAGGUCCAUAAAUAUAUCAAAAUUUAGAUAAGAGAUGUUAAGAGUAUUAAUAAUAAUUUCCUGAUUUAAUGAUAACGAAUAAUGUUCAAAAUCUUUUAUUGUAGGAUUUGGAUUAAUAUAUAUAGAUUUGCAACAGAAACUAGAAAUAAAGAAUGGUAUCAUUAAGAGAGUAAGAAAUAGUACAAUAAUUAACAGGAGAAAAACCAACUCCAGUUUAAGGUUAAUAAUAAUAAUCUCAAAUCAAAAAGGAAAAUGUAUCUGAAAUUAAUGGUAAUAAGGAAAGUAAGUAAUUAUUAAAGAAUAAUGUAUAUACUAAAUCAUAUCAGAGCAGUUAAAAUUAAAAUAUUGCAAGAGAAUACCUUUCUUCACAAUCAUCUUUUAAACCAUAAUUUGUACACAACACAUCUGAAUUAAUAAAAGUAAUGCAGGAUGAUUAAGUAUAAUAAUUGAAAAUAGUAAGUCAAUAAUAAAGUAGCUUUAUUUCAAGUAGUGAAGAAAUCUUAGUAAGUUGUUAUGCAGAUUAAAGAAAGAUAUUGAUAUAUAGAAUGCCAAAAUUCAUACAACCAAUGAAAAAUUUAAAUAUAUCUGAUUUUUAAGAGAUUAAUUUAAUACUAGAUAAACGAAUUGCAGUUGGACAUUAAUGUAUAAUGUAUGGAAAAGAUAUAUUAAUAAUUGGAGGAAUUGAAAGAGAUAUAGAUAGAAACUUAAGUAUUUAAUCAGUGUACAAAGUGAAUUUGAUUUAAAAGACUUUAAAUUUGCAUUCAAAUAUGAUACAUAGAAGAUAAGGAUUUGGUGCUUGUUUAGUUGACACAUGUAUUUAUGUUUGUUGUGGAUCAUCAACAGAUUGUGAAGAUAGUAGUAUAAAUACAUUGGAGAGAUUUGAUGGAUAAAGAUGGACUCCAUUAAGAUCUUGUAUGCAUGCUUGUACAGGAUGUUCAUUAGGAAAUAUUAAUAAUGAAUAUUUAAUUAAAAUAGGUGGAAUUGAUAAGCAAUACGUUAAUAUUUAAACAAUAGAGGUUUAUUCAAUUAGAUAAAACACUUGGUUUGAUUUGUAGAUAUAUGAUAGUUAAGGAAAUUUGUGGAAUGAAAUACCAUUACAUAGUGGAUUAGCAUAGAUAAAUUAAACAGAAUUGAUGGUAUUUGGUGGAUAAUUAGGUGAAGAAUUUACUGAUAAAUCAUAUGUAAUUACUUUGGAUUUAACCACAACUACUAUUAGAUCUGGAAUUGUACGAAGGUAUUUUUAAUUUAUUAAUAAUAUUUAGAGGAUUUCAAGUACCUACUAUUGGGUAUGUGGAUUAAGUUAAAGUUUAUGAGAAUUCAGUUUAUGCCAUUAUGACUGAAGGUGUACAUUUAGCUGGGACCAAGAAAACUGUUAUUAAUUGUAAUAGUGAUAAAUGGAUAUAUAUUAAUAAUAUUAAUGAGUGAUAAAUUUCAUAAAUUGAGUAGUAAGUGGACAAUAUCAGAGAAAUAUAAUGCUAGUUAUAACAUAGAUUAUAAGAGAACUAUAGUGGAUAUCUGUUCUUUUUCAACUGUUGAAGAAUUAGGAUUUCUAAUGAAAAAGACAAUAUAUUCAAAAUUAUCAGAUAUUUUAAGUGAACCAUAAAAAUGCAAAAUGUAAUUCACUUCAAUAUAAUAGAUUUAAAUAAUUCAAUGAUGAGAAUGCAGAUGCUUAAAUAGAAGCAAUAUAAUUUUUUAAGAAUGAUAUCAAACCAUGGUGGGAGGAUGAAAACAAUAAAAAUGGUGGAGAAAUUCAAUUUGAUAUUUCAACACAAUAUUAUGCAGUUUAUGAUUAAAUUUAUUUGGAUUUUCUAUUACAAAUUAUAGGAUAAGCUACAGAAGAAUUAAGACAUGUAAAUUAGACCUACUAAUUUAGAUUAAUGGAUUGAGAGUAUUAGAUAAAAUUAAUGCUAAACAAGGUAAUAGAAUAAGAAUUGAAUUAUGGAUGGAUAUUGAUCCAAAGGAUUAAGAUGAAUCUAUUGGAAGGUUGAUUGAAUGGAUAGAUAGUACUUUAAAAAAACACAAAAUUGAUAUUGAUUAAACUUAAUUUAACAAAGUUUCUCACAAAAAAUGA
Molecule: messenger RNA, 2606 nt
Organism: Paramecium pentaurelia
Lineage: Eukaryota; Ciliophora; Oligohymenophorea; Peniculida; Parameciidae
Source: the annotation of a GenBank genome assembly